Molecule: messenger RNA, 648 nt
Organism: Leptonychotes weddellii (Weddell seal)
Lineage: Eukaryota; Metazoa; Chordata; Mammalia; Carnivora; Phocidae
Source: RefSeq, a predicted model, not a curated record
GCCGCUCGGCUCCUGGAACCUUCCCUAAGCCACCACUUCCGGUGGUUCCCAAUCCCAGGGCGGAGCGCCAGGCGCUCAUGGAGGCCUCCUAGGUUAAGGCGCCGGUCAUGGUGCGGCAGAACACAGACUCUCCUGUGCACGAGGUGGACACUGCCAUCUCCCUCGGAGGGUCUGAUGGGGUGGAUGCCCCGGAAGUUCUGCGCAUGCGGGGCACCGUUUCCGUGAACCCCCGGUGGGAGGGGGUUGGAUGAAGGGAUUGGAAAGGAGGAGCAGACCCCUGCCGAAAUGGCUGUGGCCAAAGAAGAAUUUCAGGGUGAAUGGACUGCUCCGGCUCCCGAACUGGCUCUUACUCAACCUGAGGGCCCAGAUGGGUGUGAGGGCAUGCAGGUGUCCUCUGCAUCUCUUCCAUGGUUCUCUGCUGGAGUGGAGGGACCAACCUGCCCGGGAACACUGGACCACAGCACCACCGUUCCAGCGACUGAAUGGAUGAGAAAUGGAAACAAAUGGAAACGUAGUAGAGGAUGGCCCUACCAAGUUGGAAUGAAAUCACAAAGGAUUCUCUUUGAACAUGGCAAGAGAGAAAAUUCAGAACAAUUACAGGGCGUGGUUCCUGGUUUCAGUGUCCUUCCCAUCUUCAUGGCAAGCUGA